AUGCCAGAACAAAGUAACGAUUAUAGAGUGGUGGUGUUUGGAGCUGCUGGUGUUGGUAAGAGUUCGCUGGUUCUUCGCUUUGUAAGGGGAACCUUCAGGGAAACAUACAUCCCAACUGUUGAAGAUACUUACCGCCAGGUGAUCAGCUGUGACAAGAACAUCUGCACCCUUCAGAUCACAGACACCACUGGAAGUCACCAGUUCCCUGCCAUGCAGAGGUUGUCCAUCUCCAAGGGCCAUGCAUUCAUGUUAGUGUACUCUGUUACCAGCAGGCAAUCCAUUGAAGAGCUCCAGGCAAUCUAUGACCAAAUCUGUCAGAUCAAAGGAGACAUCCAGAAGGUCCCCAUCAUGUUGGUGGGAAACAAGAGUGAUGACACCCAGCGAGAGGUGGAUGCCAAUGAAGGAGAAGUCCUGGCCACCAAGUGGAAAUGUUCCUUCAUGGAGACAUCUGCCAAAAUGAACUAUAAUGUUCAAGAACUCUUCCAAGAACUUUUAAAUCUGGAGAAGCGAAGAAGUGUAAGCCUCCAGGUGGAUGGUAAGAAAUCGAAGCAACAGCGGAAGAAGGAUAAACUGAAAGGCAAAUGUUCUGUCAUGUGAAGUGCAGGUAUUUUGACCUCCUGUGCAAUCGAAAGAGGCAGAGAGACUCAUUCUUGGCAGUGCAUUCUCAUACAUUCUGGGAUACGGAUAGACACAGAGUUUCCAUGGGCAAAGGAUUGCUGUUAGGUUUUGUUUGCUUGCGUGUUUGUUUUUAAAGUCUCAUUCUUAAACUUUGGCCAGAUUAUUAAAAUAUUUACUUGAGGACA
This is a messenger RNA of Anolis carolinensis (green anole), 803 nucleotides long. It is a transcript of the gene diras3, whose product is annotated as DIRAS family GTPase 3. NCBI's taxonomy places the organism in Eukaryota, Metazoa, Chordata, Lepidosauria, Squamata, Anolidae. Gene Ontology annotation, biological process: signal transduction. The coding region runs from base 1 to 597 and encodes 198 amino acids. Gene Ontology annotation, molecular function: GDP binding; GTP binding; GTPase activity. The transcript has a single exon. The record is from RefSeq and is a predicted model, not a curated record. Gene Ontology annotation, cellular component: plasma membrane.